Messenger RNA from Dissoconium aciculare CBS 342.82, 5010 nucleotides. RefSeq lists its product as uncharacterized. The record is from RefSeq and is a predicted model, not a curated record. Gene Ontology annotation, cellular component: membrane. Gene Ontology annotation, biological process: arachidonate metabolic process. The transcript has 9 exons. Bases 1 to 5010 code for a protein of 1669 amino acids. Lineage: Eukaryota; Fungi; Ascomycota; Dothideomycetes; Mycosphaerellales; Dissoconiaceae.
AUGACCGACGCUCAGAAUUCUGGAAUCAAUCGGUCCGAUGCGCAGGAUACCGCUACGCCUCGAACACGGUCACCGCGUGGGACGAUGCCGUCCUAUCCGCUCUCGGGUCGAAUUGACUUUGCUGUUGACGUCGAUUCCUGCAAUGUGGCCGACUCUGGAUCAGUGUAUAACACAUUUCGAAUCGAUGCUGGCAAUGACUCCGAAGAACCAGCCGUUGUCGGUGGCUUUUAUCGCGACGCCUCACCGCUGGAGCGAAUAACGGAAUCGGUCGCGCGUCAGAGAGUGCCUCGCUCCCCCCAGGACUCCACAACACUUCAGCCGAGCACAAGCAGCUCAUUCUCAGAUGAUCGGCAUGGACGUCAUAGAGCAUCGUAUGUUGUGGAAGGAACGACGGCAAAACCAGCUCGCGUCGAAGUUGCAGGAUUCAGAGCAUCACGAUCUCAACAUGAGGCAAAAUUGGUUCAGCGCAAUACAGCAGCUGCGCCGACACCGUUCAUGCCGUAUUUGCAGCCUGCGCGCGAGCCACCAACGACACCAAAUUCGUAUCAAGAUCCGAUCAUUAGAGAGUCGUCAUCCGAUGGUGCUCGUGGCGACGCAGACUGUAUACCGAUAGGCUACGAGGUUCCAGGCCCCCAAAAUUCACAUUUUCGAUGGUCUCCCCCCAAGGCGUUGACAGGAUCUUCGACUGCCCAAGCUGCUCGCAAUACUACUGUCCCAGCAAUCAGGCUUAGUGUGGUGAACACUCCUGGAACUACAGAAAAUCUCCUCACCCGCACCUCAUCAGACACAUCAUCUGCGGACGUGUGUAUCGUCUGCGAAGAGCUCGGCGAUGGUCGCUACUACUGCAAUGUUUGCCAAGAUCUGUUCUGCGACCCUUGUUGGAAUACACAAAUUACCCACAGGCGCCAAAGUAAGACUAUAAUGCCCGGAACGCUCCCACACGAAAAGACUAAGCGCAGCAUCGCCGAGAAAGUGAAAAAGGUUCUCACGCCUGCUCUCACUAAGGAGGAUCGAGAGAGACUUCAUCUAGAGGACAUCGACACGACCUGGUUCGGGGUUUCUCGAAGCAAGAAUCAACCCCCGCUAUUCCGCGAUUAUGGACGAUACGCGAAUCUCAUAGCUACGCUGAAGACCGAGCGUUACAAUCAGUAUUAUGAUGAUCACCCUUCAUCGCCAGUCAGCAAAGACCAGAUUGGAACUCUUUUUCCAAGUCUUGUGUCUUUCGUUGGAGUUACUGGUGCUGGCAAAAGUACCCUGAUCAAAUUUCUCAUUGACCUGAAGUCCAACAAUGACACCGCAUUCUUCCCUACGCCGGUCGUUGGAGCUCCUGAUGCCAGUCUUCCAACAUCCGGAGACGUUCAUCUCUACCUUGAUCCCGUCUCAUCCAUGAGUCUCACAUCACAGUCUCCAUUGCUCUAUGCUGACUGCGAGGGACUAGAUGGAGGUGAGAGGAAUCCCUUCGCCGCGGCGACUAAGCAGAAGUUCGAGGGGCAAGGAGAAGAAUCGCCUUCCUCAACAACGGAUCAAUAUCGGCCGAAACGACUCAAUCACAUUUCAGAAAGAGAACUGAUGUGGGCCAACAAUGCACAAAGAGGACGGCGCGAUUAUACUGUCGAGUAUCUUUAUCCAAGGCUUCUUUACACGUUCUCAGACGUCAUCGUCUUCGUCGCCAAAGACGCCAGGCUCAUCGAGAAAGUUGUCGAGCGACUUAUCAAUUGGGCGCAUGCCGCGCUCGAGAAGUCGUCUAAUCAGCCGGUCCUGCCCCAUGCCAUCAUUGUUCUCAAUGCUUCGAACAACGACAUCCCAGAAAAGUUGUGGGAUGUCAAGUGUGCGACAAAAACAGUCAUGGACAAACUCGACGAAGCUUUACUGAAAAAUCCCUCGUACCAACAUCUCGUCAACUUUUGGAAGGAGAGGCGACGGCCUGUCCGUACCGUCACCGGCUUGGUUCGCAUGUACUACUCCUCGCUCAACAUAGUGCGCGUUCCGACGACAGGCAGGCCAAAUUUGAUUACCGAUCAGAUCACGAAACUUUCUGAUGUGAUCCGAACUGGUAGUGAGGCUGCCCGAGAGAGCAAGGCCAGGUUGCGCAUGCUCUUGAACGCGGAUGAGUUUCAGCUAUAUUUACAGUCAGCUUUCGACCAUUUUGCUGAGAACCUCAGUAAGCCCUUCGACUUUGUGCAGGCGUCUUUUGCAAAUAGUCCUAUACCAAACAACUUCGGUGGCAAUAUCCUGAAGCUCGCAAUUCAAAUGAUGACAACCUGGAAUGAGAUCCGCAACCCAUGGCACAUUCUUCAAGAGCUCAGCUUCAUCGUUGGUUCGUGCAUCAUGCUCGAUACGACUCGCCAGAAAAUAAGAGGCGUCCCGCAGGACAUGUUCCCCAAAUAUCUACCACAUCUCGACCAAGCUCUUAUGGACUUUUGCGACAAGCACUGGCGUUGCGAGUAUCAACAUGGGGCGGAGCGAUGCGUCAAUGUACGGAGCGGACACUCCGCCAAAGGUCAUCAGAUGCAAUCUGGAAGGCUGGCCGGUGUCGGCCACUACAAGUCAACAAUACAAUGCGACGAGCCCACCAAACGCAAGUUCCAAGAACUUGUCUACGAGAAGCUGGUGAUCUCUUACGUGAUGACGCGGCGGCGAACCUCAUCAAGUAAAGCGGAGGAUCGCGCUGCAGCCGAGAUUCAUUGCGAAUACGUCUUACCGCACUUCUUCGCCCAUGUCACGAAGCACGAUCCCGGGACCUUUGUCAGCCAUACAGUAUGCUUGUCAUGUCUCUUCGAGCCACCAGAGCAUGCACUGCCUUGUGGACAUAUCAUAUGUACUCCCUGCUUACGGAGCUUCGGCGACUGUCCGGAACCCAGUCGCGUCGCCAUCCCGCACUGCCCUCUUGAGCCGAAGACGAAUCGCUUCAUAUUUCCCUGGGAAGUUUACCUCAAACCUCCAGGCUGUGGGAUCCGGAUACUGACAUUAGAUGGUGGCGGAAUUCGAGGCGUCGUUGAGUUGGAAAUUCUCAAGCUCCUCGCAGCAGAGUUCGAUAAUGACAUCAACAUUCAAAGCUUUUUUGACCUGAUUGUUGGUACGAGCACUGGUGGCAUAAUUGCUCUUGGUAUGGUGGAACGUAAAUGGACGAUACAACAAUGCUCUGAGAAGUUCGAGAAGCUUUGUGUUAAAGCUUUUGUGCCGCGCAAAGGCGUCAAUAUUCCAGUGAUUGGACGAAUCGUUGCAGCUCACAAGCAGUCUAAGUACGAGACGAAACCUCUCGAGGAGGCAUUGCAAACGGCAUUCACUGAGCAUGAGCACCUUUUUGGAGGCAAACGCGCUCGAGCAACAGAAAUUGGCGUCAAAGUCGCCAUCACGGCAACCUCUGCGACACUGGGUGAAGUCGUGUUUGCGAAUUACAGCCGGACAUGUGGCGAGCAACUAUCCUAUGCUUUUCAGCGACCUGAAACCCUCCAAGGAGAAGUCAAAACUUGGGAAGCAGCGAGAGCAACGUCAGCCGCGCCCAGAUACUUCAAAAAUUACUAUCACAAGGCCACAAAGCAGCUUUAUUCUGACGGAGGUAUUUACCACAACAACCCGAUAAAUGUGGCCGACAGCGAGCGUAAACUCCUUUGGCCAGAGCUCAAGGACAACGAACCAGAUAUCGUGAUAUCUAUCGGCACCGGGUCGUGCGUGAUCGCAAAGGAGAAAGCAUUGGUCUCUAGUCCGUCGAACAAGGGCAUUGUUGCUGGCAUACGGAACAUGAACAAUCUUGCGUCGCAUCAUAUCCAUUCGUCACUGGAUGCUCGAAGAACUUGGCGAGAGUUCAUCCGAGUGCGGAACCCCAAAGGCGACAACAAGCAGCGCUACGUUCGCCUCGAUCCCGAGUUCGAAGAACCACUCCCCAAGCUCGAUCACAUCAGAGCGCUGUUGGAGCUCAAAGCGUCGACUGUAUCAAGCAUGAAGAGAAGUGAGCAGAUCAAAGCCGUUGCCCAACGCAUAGCUGCCACUCUUUUCUACUUCGAAGUUGCCAGCGGCGUGAAUGACUCCAUCGCUCCGACCUCGGAGAUGGUUUCUGUAGUUGGUAAUUUUCACUGCCGAUUGCAAAAGCACGAGAUACCUGCACUCAGCAAUUUUAUAAAGAAACACAAGGUGCCAGGAUACACACCUCGCUUUAUCAUCAUGAGGUCGGACAGCGAUACGGACAUACCACAGCUUGUUUACCUGAAUGAUCAAGUGCUGGAUAGAAUGUCCACCAAGAAAUCGCUGAACAUUUAUCCGCCAACCACAGUGACUUGGUCUUCGAAGCAAGCGCGAACCGAAAUCUUCCUUUGUCUCGACAAGAGCACAAGGUAUCCAAUCAGUGGUUUUCCACGCAAGCUCCAUGAGGGCAAAACUCCGAUCACAGGGAGUCGCCAGAUACUAACAUCGGUUGAGACGGGCCCUUGGAUCGGACAUUCUGCGAGCGCUCACGCCCGGGACCAUGCUUGGGACCCACCACUACACUUGAGCAAAUUGCAGAAAACAGACAUCAUCGAAAGAUUCGCCGAUGCUUCACAUUUGCUCGGUAGCGCAACCAAAGAUGAUCUCAACCCCAAUACUCCCCCAGAACCUCCAUUCGAGUCGGAAGAGGCCUACAGCCAAUCGACACAACCGCAACAUAAUUUCGCAAGCACCGGCUUCACCACUCUCCCGCCAAGUUCAGGCUAUCGCAGCGCCGCGUGGGACUCGUUCGAGCUGGCUCACAGCAGGAGCACCAACAGCGCCGGCUACGUGGGUUCGUUGUCUUCUCAAGCCUCAGCCCCAGUACAUCAAGCAUGGAAUGGAUAUCCGCCAUCAGUGCAUAGCUCCUCGUCGGGCAGGGCUCCAUCUGAGCUAGAUGGCUCCUCAAUGCCUCGGAUGUUCGAACAUUAUGGGAGCGCGGAAAGAUCUCAGGAAUCCCCUGUGAUCGCCGUGGCUGCGAACAGCAACGAAUCAUACAGACAUACUGGGAGCGCAGCUUAUCCAGCCGGCGUACAUGAGUUACCGUGA